CUUACAGCCUUUUGACCCGUUUGGCUUCCCGUAGCAGCGAGGCUUGGCGCGCUGCGCGGAGGUUUGGUGGGGGAGUUGUACCUCUUUGGGGGAAGUUCGCUGCAUGUCCUGUACGUUUAUGAAACUAUGGCUCUGAACUACCAGACAUCGACUCUUUCUCUCACGUUGCCAAUUUCCUGCCAGAUAUGCCUCGGAAAGGUUAGACAGCCGGUCAUUUGUUCCAAUCACCACGUGUUCUGCUCGUCCUGCAUGGAAAUGUGGUUAAAGAAAGCUAACCAGUGUCCCACCUGCAGAGUCCCCAUCACAGCAGAAAACCCCUGCAGGGAGAUCAUCGGAGGAACAAAUGAGGGUGAUCACAGUGAUAGUCCUUCUAGGAGAAAAUGUCUCAGAAAAACAAGAGGCGAACUGCUUUUACGAGAGUAUGAGGAGGAAAUUGAAGGGCUCAUGAGGGAAAACGAGGAGCUGAAAACUAAAAAUCAAAGCCUGGAGGAGCAACUGAAGACUGCUUUGGAUCCUUGCAGUAUUAAUACAGUGCAACUGGAUGACAAAAGGGUCGCCCCGUUUGUCCUGGAAGAGUGGACAAACAAGCUGCGAGCUGCCACAGAUGUCUGUGAUAAAGUAAAGAAGGACAUGGAUAAGCUUAAAGAGGCAAAUAAGGCAUUGCGGUCUCAAAAUGUUGACCUUGUGCAAGAAAACAUGAGACUGAAAGCAGAGGUUGCAAGCAGAUCUCCUCAGAAGUUUGGUCGAUACACAGUCGCAGCGCUGGAAGCUAAAAUUCAGCAGUAUCAGCGUGACGUAGACCACUUGAAAAGGGCUCUUGAGCGCAGUGACCAGUACAUCGAUGAGCUGGAGAAUCGGGUCAGGGUGUCUGAGAAGAGAUAUCUUGAAGUGCAGGAAGCAUGUGGGAGUUGCAAGACUGCAAAGGAAACUCUCUCACAGCAGCAGAAAGUCAACAUGAUGAUGAGAAGCUUGAGCGACAAUGAGAGGAAGUCGAUUUACAGCAAUCCAGAGGCAGAAUGUGGAACAUUUUCUAGAAGUCACAGUUUGAUGUUCAUGCCGUCUACAGUUCACGAGGAGUUCAAUAAGAAUCUGACAGCAAAGCAGAAAAUCGAGGACUCGGAAAGCACCUCCUCUGACUUUAUGCCCAGUACGCCGUCAUCUGCUUUCCGGUCCCUGACUCUGAGAAGCCCUGGCAUUCGUGAAAAGAAAGUUGCAUUUAAACCUGGGUCUUAUCUGAGGAAGCUUGAUUUUGAAGAGGUUCCCAGUCCUGAUAAGAGCAGCACCACAUUAGAGAACCAAUUCAAUGGUUUUGAGAAAUUCCCCAAAGGCUUGCCUCCAAAUGACAUGGAACCCUCAAAAUCUGUCUUCUGGGCAGGUUGGGACAAAUCCAACUCUAAUGACCAGCCAUGUCCAGGUUCAAGUAAAGGAAGCUCAAUUAAUGGAUCUACUAAUCUUGUGGUUGAUCAACCUGAUAGUUUUCAGAUGUCAAGUGAGGCCUCUAUGGAUGCAGCCUACCUGAACAAAAUCUCAGAGUUGGACUCCAUGAUGCUGGAGGGUGAGAGUUCCUGUAGCCCAGCGCUCUCCGCUGAUUCCUCUCUUCCCGCAGACAUGGGCAAAGCAUUAGUUCCAGAGGCUCAAAUGUGUCCCGAUGCCUCAUCAAGCCAUAGUGAUAAACUAGUGAUGCACAACAAGCAUAACAACCCCCAACCAUGUGACAACAUGGAGGGCAUCUUCAAAGACAAAGAAGCUCCAGAAGGCUCUGCAGAGGAAGGUUUUGCUGCAUUAGUGUCGGGUAGGAAGAAUGGUGUCCAAGUGCCUAACUGUGCCGGGCGUGGAGGGGCCUCUCACACUGAAGAGCUGUCUUUUGAUUUGCUGUUUGAUCCUCUAGAUGAGAAUAAGGCAGGUCCCUCUGGCUUUCCAGCAAGCCAAGAUCAUGAUCAUGUAAACCCCUCCUCUUCCUCCUCUGGCUGCACUGCUGGUAAACCUGUGAACACAAUAAGAGACAGACACACGUUGAACAGCAGCCAGCCAAUAAAGAGAAAGUCCCACAGUCCCUUUACCAUAAGCAGUCCCACCAAACUUUCAAAGCUUAUGUGAAAAAUGUCAAACCAAACCUCUGUUCCUGGUGUGCUUCCUUCCAGUGGUACUAUGUUUUGGUCAGGCUUCAGAAUAAAUGUGUUAAUAUGAUGCUAGGGGGUAACUUAUUGUUUCUUUUUGUCAUUUCUCUGUUGUGAUAUUGCAUCAAUUAAGCUAAAACAAGACAGGAGUGUUAGUUUCUGUUCAGUGUGGUUAUAGGCCUCAUUAGUGAUUACAGUCCUACUCUUAACCCAGGCUGUUGUGUUCCACUGUAGUUUGGGCUGAGACAUUUUUCCAAAUACACUUUCAGCCUUGUUUUCCAUGUUCUGCUAAUGUGGUCUUUAUAGUACUUUUUUAUGGUAUGCAAUACUCAAGACAGAUGAAUGUGAUUAUCAUAAAAAACUGUAAUGUAUAUUAGGAAAUAAAACAGAA
Molecule: messenger RNA, 2508 nt
Organism: Archocentrus centrarchus (flier cichlid)
Lineage: Eukaryota; Metazoa; Chordata; Actinopteri; Cichliformes; Cichlidae
Gene: obi1
Product: ORC ubiquitin ligase 1
Exons: 6
Coding region: 127-2097 (656 amino acids)
Biological process (GO): protein monoubiquitination; regulation of DNA replication
Molecular function (GO): ubiquitin-protein transferase activity
Source: RefSeq, a predicted model, not a curated record